UGCUCAUUAAACAAAAACAAUUGCUACACUGCACACCGAAAAAAUCGAAAUCGUGAAAAUGUCCAGCUACCCGCUCAUCUUUUGUACAGUUAGUGGCAUUAUCAUUCGACUUGCCUUAUUCCGGACCUCUCUCCCUGAUUGGAUUUCAUUGCAACCAGAGGUUUCCACACCAUUAUCAUCAUGGGAGCGAGCGAUGGAAGGAAUUGCUUUAAAGGAGUAUAUGAUAUCACCUUAUGCUGGGGAUUUAUUUCAUGAGACCCCACUAGUUCUAAGAAUACUUGGUUUCAUGACUUCAUUUUCUGACAAUACAAUCUUACUGAUGUUUGUUGGACUUGAUGCUUUAUGUUUAAUCUUGAUGGUAAAAAUAGCAAAUCUGUAUGGUGGAUAUUUGCUGAAGAAACAAGCAAAAGAAGUGAAGAGAUAUGCUACAGACAGCGACACGUUGAUAAUUAAAACAGAUGACUUGAGGAUUAUACAGUUUUAUGUUAUUGUAGCAUUUUCAUUGAAUCCAUACAGUAUAGCUGCUUGUUUAGCUAAAUCUACAGCUGUUUUCAAUAAUCUGUCAAUCUUAUUCAUCUUCUAUUUCAUGCUUAAAGAAAAUGAAUAUCUCUGUUACCUAUUUAUUGCCAUGUCAGCUUACUUGUCAAUUUAUCCAAUCACACUCUGUGUACCAGCAGCCAUUUUCUUUAUGCAGAGUUCAAAGUUCAGAAAGAAUAAGACAUCAGACACUGAAAUGUCUUACACAGACAGCCCAGCUAUGUUUAGUUACUGCAGAUCAGUUGGUUUAUGUGUUGUCAUGGUAGCAGCUCUUAUUGUUUUUUCAGCAUUUCUUGAGGGAUCAUGGAGUUUUAUUUCAUCAACAUAUGGCUUUAUUUUAAUGGUUCCAGAUUUGACGCCUAACAUGGGAGUUUUCUGGUAUUUUUUCACAGAGAUGUUUGAACAUUUCAGAAUGUUCUUUAUAUGUGUGUUCCAGAUUAAUGUAGUCAUUUAUACAGUUCCAUUAUCAGUAAAACUAAAAGAACAUCCAGUAUUUCUUAUGUAUAUUCUAGUCAGUUUGAUUUGUAUAUUUAAAUCGUACCCAAGUUAUAGUGAUGUAGGACUCAUGUUAUCAUUGUUACCAUUAUGGAGAUAUGCUUUUGAAUAUAUGAGAAAUUCGUUUGUAGUAGCCUGCAUGUAUAUUUGUACAACAGUUUUUGGUCCUAUACUGUACCAUUUGUGGAUCUAUGCAGGAAGUGCUAAUGCUAACUUCUAUUUUGCAACAUCUCUAGCAUUUUCUACAGCUCAGAUCUUUUUGAUAACAGAUCUGUUAUAUGCGUAUUUACGAAGAGAGUUUGAUUUAGAAAAUGGAUUUAAACAUCUUAUUAGAGAAGAUGGAACGAAGAAACAAGUUAUACUUGACUGAAGAUGCUGCGAAGAUUGUUAUUGAUUAACUAGUUACGCAUGACAGAACACUGUGUAAAGAUUGUUAUUGACAAACUUAUUUAAUAUUCAUGACAGAAGAUUCUACAAAGUUUGUUAUUGAUACCCACCAAUGACAGAAUUAUGUGAUUUUUUCAUGUAGACAAUGAAUCAAUCCAGUCAUUGUCUUGUAGUUUGGACAUAAAAUGUUCAUAAUACUUGCUUACAAGUUGAAAAUUAUGACAAGUCCUUUUGAGAAGGCUGCUUGAGCAUUUUGAUUCUCAUUCUAUUAAGUUAUUUAGUUUAACUAUACAGGGGCGGAUCCAGCCAUUUUAAAAAGGGGGUGGGGGGUCCCAGAGUAAAGGGGGGGUUCCAACUAUAUGCAUUGAACGUUAAAAAAAGGGUGGGUUCGGACCCCCUCCCCCCUGGAUCCGCCAAUGCUAUAGUCAUGAAAGACAAUCAAUGAAACAAAGGAGAAAAAUGGUAUAAAAUAUGAAAUAUGCAUGAAGGCAAUAUGUAGUUGAAAAUAAGAAAAUAAAAUUGACAUUUGAUUCAUUUUAGUAUUGAAUGCUUCUUUUUGUAAAUUUAAUAUUCAUGACAGAAGAUUCUACAAAGUUUGUUAUUGAUACCCACCAAUGACAGAAUUAUGUGAUUUUUUCAUGUAGACAAUGAAUCAUUCCAGUCAUUGUCUUGUAGUUUGGACAUAAAAUGUUCAUAAUACUUGCUUACAAGUUGAAAAUUAUGACAAGUCCUUUUGAGAAGGCUGCUUGAGCAUUUUGAUUCUCAUUCUAUUAAGUUAUUUAGUUUAACUAUACAGGGGCGGAUCCAGCCAUUUUAAAAAGGGGGUGGGGGGUCCCAGAGUAAAGGGGGGGUUCCAACUAUAUGCAUUGAACGUUAAAAAAAGGGUGGGUUCGGACCCCCUCCCCCCAUGGAUCCGCCAAUGCUAUAGUCAUGAAAGACAAUCAAUGAAACAAAGGAGAAAAAUGGUAUAAAAUAUGAAAUAUGCAUGAAGGCAAUAUGUAGUUGAAAAUAAGAAAAUAAAAUUGACAUUUGAUUCAUUUUAGUAUUGAAUGCUUCUUUUUGUAAAUUCAUUGUGAUGUUAAACUGUUGACUGAAGUACAUUUGUGUGCAGGGUCAACAUUUUUACAAUCCUAUGGAAUUACUAAAUGAAGUAUUCAAUACUUAUAAUUACAUUUUAUGCCCCACCUACGAUAGUAGAAGGGCAUUAUGUUUUCUGGUCUGUGCCUCCGUUCGUCUGUCUGUGCGUCCUUUCGCUUCAGGUUAAAGUUUUUGGUCAAGGUAGUUUUUAAAGAAGUUGAAGUCCAAUCAACUUGAAACUUCGUACACAUGUUCCCAAUGAUAUGAUUUUUUUAAUUUUAAUGCCAAAUUAUAGUUUUGACCCCAAUUUUAUGGUCCACUGAACAUAGAAAAUGAUAGUGUGAAGUUCAGGUUAAAGUUUAUGGUCAAGGUAGUUUUUGAUGAAGUUAAAGUCCAAUCAACUUGAAACUUAGUACACAUGUUUCCUAUGAUAUGAUCUUUCUAAUUUUAAUUCAAAAUUAAAGUUUUGACCCCAAUUUCACGGUCUACUGAACAUAGAAAAUGAUAGUGCGAGUGGGGCAUUCGUGUACUAUGGACACAUUCUUGUUUUGCUAUGAUCAUAUUAACAUUAUAACUAUCAAGUUUUUCUUUGAUUAACUUGUGCACUUUAUUGUGGAAAAGUGUGUUGUCAUGAGUGUAACUAUUCAUUUUGAAAAAAAAUUAAUGUUAAUUUCAGAACGACAUGAGAUUGUUGUUGGUCAAUCAAAAUAAUGCAUUAUAAUGAAACAUACAACUACUAUAGUGUAAUUAUUAACUCCUGAAGUCUGCCAGAAACUUCUUUUACUGAAUUUUGUAUUUUCACGUCUAAUAUGUUUAAAUUUUAAACAUUAUCAAGGUCAAAAGAUAUGUCUUAGGACUGAAAAUAAUAGAAGCAACUUGCAUUUUAUAUAUGUGUUUUUUGCCUUUUUGAUCUGAUUUCUGUAGAACAAACUCUGUAUUUUUUUCAUUAUUUUAUAUAAAAGAGAUUUUUUUUGAUGAUUUUGAGACUCAUUGUCUGCACUUGAAAUUGUUUUGGCAAAGAAUAAAAUA
Messenger RNA from Mytilus trossulus (common blue mussel), 3525 nucleotides. Its product is annotated as phosphatidylinositol glycan anchor biosynthesis class U protein-like. The record is from RefSeq and is a predicted model, not a curated record. The transcript has 12 exons. Gene Ontology annotation, cellular component: GPI-anchor transamidase complex; membrane. Gene Ontology annotation, biological process: attachment of GPI anchor to protein. Lineage: Eukaryota; Metazoa; Mollusca; Bivalvia; Mytilida; Mytilidae. Bases 59 to 1402 code for a protein of 447 amino acids.